AUGGAAUCCCAAAUGGAACCCCAACCAAUGGAAAUGGAUCUUCCAUAUCAGGGAGCUCCAGUCGAUGGCCCUUCAGUCGAGGCCUCUUCAGUCGAGGCCCUUUCAGUCGAGACCCUUUCAGUCAAGGACCCUUCGGUCGAGGACCUUCUAAAAGAUGUAUCCUCCGCAAUCAGGAAAAAGGGUGUUUUUGCCAUAGGGGGCCAUGUUCAAGACAUUGGCAAGCUUGCUAUUCAAUGGGCCGACAAAACGAAUGGACAAUGUCAUACUUUGAGAUUUCCAUUGACCGACGGUGCCUCCCAGGACUCGUUCAAUGCAUUGCUGAAUGGCCCUGCCACGAUGGAUGCUGACGACUUUUUUACUAACUUCAGCCCUUAUGUGCAUGGCAUCCUCGCAGCGAUCAAUCAGACUUUGCCUUGGAGCACACAUUGGGCCAGACAUCAGGAAGAAGAUGAGAUCGCAGUCAAGGCUGAGCUGUGCAAGCUGGACGUAUACUCUGCUUCCUCUGGCAGGUCUGAGACUUAUGUCGACAAUCCACUAUUAGAUCGCCAGAUGGGUACACUGGUGAUUUGUCUCCCUGUCCCACACAAAGGAGGACAGCUUGCGGUUCGGCAUAGAGAUCGACAAGUCAAAUUCGACUGGGCAUCUCAACAUCCAAACACUGUCCAGUGGGCUGCUUUCAUCUCUGAUCGCGAGCACGAAGUUCUCCCGAUUACUGAGGGUCACAGGUUGACGUUGACGUACAGGCUUCUGGGGACAGACUACACCCCAUGUCUCAUGGCAAAUGAACUGAAGGUUAUUGAUCAGGAAUCACUUGACUUCUAUACAGGUCUUGUGAAGCUUAUUGAGAAAAUGAAAUCCACUGGAGAACAAUACAUCCUCGGUUUCUCAUGCACUAAUCAAUACCCUCACACAUCCAGGUCAUCCUACGAGUACAUCCAUCAUAUGCUUAAAGGCAUGGACUUGUUAGUUUACCAAGCCCUCAAACGAAACCUCCGCGGAGUCCGUGUUGGCACGGUACUCGACGAUUCACAAUAUGUCGAAAGCCAACGCGAAUUGAAAGAGAUGGAGCUUGAACGCCUAGAGGAAAUUGCCAACAAUACCCAAGGGCGCUGGGGGCGUAAGUGGCCCUAUGACUACGACGAGGAAGCCCUGGACGAGGACACAGUUUGUAUGACUAAAUCACUGAGCCCUGCAUGGGUCGAAGAUUGGUAUCGUGACGACGAGGAUGGCUAUUGCCCGGACCCAGUCAAUAAUAUUGACGGUGGGUUUAGCCGUGCGAAAGUCAAGUGGCUCAACUGCGCUCCCGAGAAGCGUAUGUGCAGAGAAUUUUCUGUUGCUGUUGCCUCGGUAGCCGAGAGACACCCUAGUGUAACAUGGUUUGACUCUGCUGCAGUCAUUUUUGCAUGGGUAGGCUUCGAAUACGAUGAUUAA
This is a messenger RNA of Fusarium poae, 1431 nucleotides long. RefSeq lists its product as uncharacterized. NCBI's taxonomy places the organism in Eukaryota, Fungi, Ascomycota, Sordariomycetes, Hypocreales, Nectriaceae. The record is from RefSeq and is a predicted model, not a curated record. The transcript is spliced from 3 exons. Bases 1 to 1431 code for a protein of 476 amino acids.